Molecule: messenger RNA, 2040 nt
Organism: Procambarus clarkii (red swamp crayfish)
Lineage: Eukaryota; Metazoa; Arthropoda; Malacostraca; Decapoda; Cambaridae
Source: RefSeq, a predicted model, not a curated record
AUGAACACCUGGUACAGAGAACAGGAGGCACAAGAGAAGAGGAGGUACAAGAGAACAGCAGGUACAGAGAACAGGAAGUACAGAGAACAGGAGGUACAGAGAACGGUAGGUACAGAGAACAGGAGGAACAGAAAACAGGAAGUACAGAGAACAGGAAGUACAGAGAACAGGAGGUACAGAGAACAGGAGGCACAAGAGAACAGCAGGUACAAGCAGGUACAGAGAACAGCAGGAACAGAGAACAGCAGGUACAGAGAACCGGAAGUACAGAGAACAGGAGGUACAGAGAACGGUAGGUACAGAGAACAGGAGGUACAGAGAACAGGAAGUACAGAGAACAGCAGGUACAGAGAACAGGAAGUACAGAGAACGGUAGGUACAGAGAACAGGAGGUACAGAGAGCAGGAGGUACAGAGAACAGGAGGUACAGAGAACAGGAGGGACAGAGAACAGGAGGUACAGAGAACAGCAGGAACAGACAACACCUGGAAUACCCAGAAAUCCCAAGCAAUACCCAAAGCUCCUCAGGAAUCCCCAAGGAUCCGCAGGAAUCCCCAAAGCUACCCAGGAAUCCCCAGGAAUACCCAAAGCUCCCCAGGAAUACCCAAGGAUCCACAGGAAUCCCCAAAGCUCCUCAGGAAUCCCCAAGGCUCCCCAGGAAUCCCCAAGGCUCUUCAGGAAUACGCAAGGCUCCUCAGGAAUCCCCAAGGCUCCCCAGGAAUCCCCAAGGCUCCCAAGGAAUCCCCAAGGCUCCUCAGGAAUAUCCAAGGAUCCCCAGGAAUACCCAAGGCUCCUAAGGAAUAUCCAAGGCUCCUAAGGAAUAUCCAAGGAUCCCCAGGAAUCUCCAAGGAUUCCCAGGAAUAUUCAAGGAUCCCCAAGACUCCUCAGGAAUCCCCAAGGCUCCCCAUGAAUCCCCAAGGCUCCCCAAGAUUCGCAGGGGACUCCCUAAGGAUACCGUACAACAAGAUGUCUGCUGGAACACGAUACAGAGCCAGGAUUCACCAAGCAUGCACGCAAGCACUUAAGUGCACGCAAGCACUUAAGUGCACGCAAGCACUUAAGCCACUCUCCCGGGGUACACCAGCCACUCUCCCAGGGUACAUCAGCCACUCUCCCGGGGUACAUCAGCCACUCUCCCGGGGUACACCAGCCACUCUCCCAGGGUACAUCAGCCACUCUCCCGGGGUACAUCAGCCACUCUCCCGGGGUACACCAGCCACUCUCCCAGGGUACAUCAGCCACUCUCCCGGGGUACACCAGCCACUCUCCCAGGGUACAUCAGCCACUCUCCCGGGGUACAUCAGCCACUCUCCCAGGGUACAUCAGCCACUCUCCCGGGGUACAUCAGCCACUCUCCCAGGGUACAUCAGCCACUCUCCCGGGGUACACCAGCCACUCUCCCGGGGUACAUCAGCCACUCUCCCGGGGUACAUCAGCCACUCUCCCAGGGUACAUCAGCCACUCUCCCGGGUACACCAGCCACUCUCCCAGGGUACAUCAGCCACUCUCCCGGGGUACAUCAGCCACUCUCCCGGGGUACAUCAGCCACUCUCCCGGGUACACCAGCCACUCUCCCGGGGUACACCAGCCACUCUCCCAGGGUACAUCAGCCACUCUCCCGGGGCACAUCAGCCACUCUCCCAGGGUACAUCAGCCACUCUCCCGGGGUACAUCAGCCACUCUCCCGGGGUACAUCAGCCACUCUCCCAGGGUACAUCAGCCACUCUCCCGGGGUACAUCAGCCACUCUCCCGGGGUACAUCAGCCACUCUCCCGGGGUACAUCAGCCACUCUCCCGGGGUACAUCAGCCACUCUCCCGGGGUACAUCAGCCACUCUCCCAGGGUACAUCAGCCACUCUCCCAGGGUACAUCAGCCACUCUCCCGGGGUACAUCAGCCACUCUCCCAGGGUACAUCAGCCACUCUCCCGGGGUACAUCAGCCACUCUCCCAGGGUACAUCAGCCACUCUCCCGGGGUACACCAGCCACUCUUCCUCCACGUAUUCUACCCUUCUACUAUACUCUACCUCCCCCCAGUUAG